Messenger RNA from Heteronotia binoei (common prickly gecko), 1530 nucleotides. RefSeq names its product olfactory receptor 5J3-like. Gene Ontology annotation, biological process: sensory perception of smell; G protein-coupled receptor signaling pathway. Gene Ontology annotation, molecular function: odorant binding; G protein-coupled receptor activity; olfactory receptor activity. Lineage: Eukaryota; Metazoa; Chordata; Lepidosauria; Squamata; Gekkonidae. Gene Ontology annotation, cellular component: membrane. The transcript is spliced from 2 exons. Bases 1 to 1512 code for a protein of 503 amino acids. The record is from RefSeq and is a predicted model, not a curated record.
AUGGCUAGAGAUAAUUACACAGUGGUGACCAACUUCAUUCUAUUUGGAUUAACAGAUCAUCAGGAGAUGCGCCCUCUGCUCUUUUCUGUGUUUUUCAUAAUCUAUAUUAUCACUCUGUCAGGGAAUAUUGGAAUGAUUUUAUUAAUCUGGAUUGAUCCCCAGCUUCAUACACCAAUGUAUUUUUUUCUUAGCAAUCUGUCCCUUUUAGAUGCUUGUUAUUCCACCACCAUCACACCAAAUAUGCUGGCCAACAUCUUAGAGGACAACCAAUCCAUCUCGUAUACUGCUUGUGUUGCACAAUAUUGUUUUUUUGCCAUCUUUGCCACCACAGAAUUCUUCCUCUUGGCUGCCAUGGCAUAUGACCGAUAUGUGGCUAUCCACAGUCCUUUGCUCUACAUGACUAUAAUGACUAAGAGGGUCUGCACAACACUUGUAGCUGGAUCAUACUUUUGGGGCUUUGUGAAUUCUCUCAUUCACACAAGUGGACUGCUAACAUUAUCAUUCUGUGGUUCUAAUGUUCUCAACCAUUUUUUCUGUGAUCUCACCCCCCUCCUGAAACUAUCCUGCAGUGAUAUCUACUUAAACGAGACAAUGGCUUUGAAAAAUUAUACCAUGGUAUCUGAAUUCAUCCUUCUUGGAUUAACAGAUCGUCUGGAUCUUCAGGUCCCUCUCUUUGUCUUAUUUCUAGUAAUUUAUGUUCUGACAUUGGCUGGGAAUGUGGGAAUGAUUGUAUUGAUCAGGAUCAGUCCUCAGCUCCAUACCCCCAUGUAUUUCUUUAUCAGCAAUCUGUCUUUGGUUGAUCUCUGCUAUUCUUCCAUCUUUGCUCCAAGGCUGCUAAUGAAUUUUGCUCAGUCAAAAAUAAUUUCUUAUGCUGGCUGCAUCACCCAACAUUGUUUUUUUGUUGUGUUUGUGACUACUGAAGGAUUCUUACUAGCUGCAAUGGCAUAUGACCGCUAUGUAGCCAUUUGCAGUCCACUGCUCUAUACUGCUAUUAUGACCAAAAGAGUUUGCAUUCAUCUCCUAGGAGGGUCAUAUUUGGGGGGGCUAUUGAAUUCAUUCACACACACAUCUGGCUUAUUGAUAUUAUCAUUCUGUGUUCCUAACACAGUCAAUCACUUUUUCUGUGAUACACCAGCUAUGCUGCAAGCUGCAUGCUCUGAUAUCCACAUCAAUGAACUUCUGUUGGUCAUCUUCUCUGGGGUAAUUGCUCUUUCUACAUUCCUGAUCAUCAUAAUCUCCUAUCUAUGCAUCCUCACCACAGUCCUAAAGAUCCACUCUUCUGAGAGCAGAUACAAAGCCUUCUCAACCUGUGCUUCCCACCUGACAGCUGUAACCUUGUUCUAUGGACCAGUAAGUUUAAGUCAUUUGCAGCCUGCUUCCAUGUACUCUCAGGAGCAAGAAAAAAUCUCAGCUGUGUUCUAUACUUUGGUAGUCCCUAUGCUGAACCCACUGAUUUACAGCUUGAGGAAUAAAGAAGUAAAGAAUGCUUUAAAGAAAGUAAUCAGCAGUUAAAAUUGAUAAUGCAUUCUU